UAUACAACAUUUUUUUCAGUGAAUCACUUCAAGAUGUCUAUCAAUAAUACUGCUGGUGAUAUGAAGGCUGCUGGUGAAGUAGACAAGAAGAACUCUGCUGCGGCUCCUGGUGCUUCUACAGGUGAAGGUGGCUCUACUCAAGAAGUAGUAAUGGAAGAAGGUUUAGAUGCAAUGAGCAUCGCUGAAGAAGUAACUGAAAGGGUUACCCCUUUGUCGGGCCAUGAGCAUCAAGGAGUGAUGAUGGAUGAAGCAUCUUGGGUUUUGACUACAAUUGACGACUUCCGUCAAGAACUGGUACGUGACAUGAGUGAUUUAUCCCAGACUCGCGUUAAGGGGGACAUGGAAGCUUUUGACGCUGCCAUGUUAAAGAUGGACAAAACCCGUAGGGCUAUCCGCAGCCUUGAAGAGAAUUUGGCAUUCCUCAGAAAGAAGAAUUCGUUGAGCUCCGAUGUGUUCAAGCGUUACCCUAACGAAGAGGUGUUCGAGUCUGUUGAUCACUAUUUGAGGACGUUUGAGCAGAUUAUCAGGUCAUCAUCGAUUGGUAGUGUCGAACGUCAUUGGAGCACCCUCAUUCCCUUGUGCCUUCCUCCUGGUGACUCUUCGUGGGUUGACAAGACUUUGGUGAAGUGUGCCAGCUGGUCGGACGCAAAGGUCGAAUUUAGGAGGUAUUAUGGCUCCAGAACGGCAAAGCGUAGAUUUGUGGAGCAAGUUUACACCAUGAAUAUGGGGCUAAAUGAUAGCAUCGUGGAUUAUUCAAGGAAAUUCUUGCAAACUAUGCAUGAAGCCGGGAUCUCAAGCACUGAUGAAGGCGUGGCUGAUCCUUUUUUGACGUCGUUGACUCCUCCUGUACAGACGGUAUUACGUCUAUCAAUGGUUACGAACAAGGAUAAGAAGUGGACUGUCGAAAAGUUGAGUGAAUUGGCCAGAGACAUUUUGGGCGAUGACCCAUCAACUUAUGCUCUUGCGACUGCUCUCUUGCCUGGUACCUCCUUCGCUGCAAACAAUGGUUCGGUUGCUAUACCUUCAGGUGGUGGUGAAAGGCCUGCUAAGAAGAUGAAGAAGAUACAUAAGGGUGGUAGCUUCCCUUCUGGUGAUUCUGCGGGACCCAAGUCAUUCUUUU
Messenger RNA from Mycotypha africana, 1120 nucleotides. RefSeq lists its product as uncharacterized. NCBI's taxonomy places the organism in Eukaryota, Fungi, Mucoromycota, Mucoromycetes, Mucorales, Mycotyphaceae. The record is from RefSeq and is a predicted model, not a curated record. The annotation marks the transcript as partial. The transcript has 2 exons.